Molecule: messenger RNA, 5607 nt
Organism: Triplophysa dalaica
Lineage: Eukaryota; Metazoa; Chordata; Actinopteri; Cypriniformes; Nemacheilidae
Gene: ppef1
Product: protein phosphatase, EF-hand calcium binding domain 1
Exons: 27
Coding region: 516-2714 (732 amino acids)
Biological process (GO): detection of stimulus involved in sensory perception
Cellular component (GO): nucleus; cytosol
Molecular function (GO): calcium ion binding; manganese ion binding; iron ion binding
Source: RefSeq, a predicted model, not a curated record
UUCGAGCUACGUCUCCAAACUUCACCGUUUCAAUUUCGAUAACACAAACCUGCAAGAUGGUCACCGGUUCUCGGUCGGGCAGUAACGAAACGUGACAGCCUACCAAAAUGACAAUAGUCGUAAGUUUUGUUGGCAGUUUAGGUGGGGCGUGACGCAAUCCACCGCUGAUUCGAGAACGUCAGUGGAAGCUGCGCUCAGCUCGCGAGUCUGGUUCCUUGUUUAGACACGAGCGCAUCUGACACCUGUGCGCUCCAUCGCAUCCCGUCCACGUUUGAUUUUCUUUUUAAUACUGUUACAGUGUAUAUUCUCUACGUGUCUGCACGAGCAGUCGAUGUUAGUGAUGAUAGUGAUGAUGAGCAACGCAAAGAGAUCGAUGAUUGUUAAAAGGGCCCUUUGAUUAGCCCUUAAGGAGGCAGAUUAAAGUCCACCAUGAUGUGCAGUCGUUCUGGAUGCUAAAUGAAGAAAAAUAUCAGAAUAGUUCAUCAGAUUCCUGACCACAUUCAAGGAGCAUUAACAUGGGAUGUGGCACAUCCAUUGCCGUUGAGAACCAAACACGACCCUCAGAGACGGAUCGCUCUGUCAAGAAACACAGCCCGGCUCUGACUAUAAAAGCUGCUAUACUUAUCCAACGCUGGUACAGACGGUAUGUUGCUCAUCUGGAGAUGAGAAGACGCUACACAUGGAACAUCUUCCAGUCCAUUGAGUAUGCAGGUGAACAGGACCAGCUACAGCUGUCCAGUUUCUUCAGUUUCUUGUUGGACAACUUCACACAGAUGAAUGGAAACGGACCAGACUUGAUCUCUCACCUUUUGGACUCUGUGGUCGACCCUUUAACUGAGGAGGUCAGGCAACUAAAGUACGAGCAGAUCGUCGUGUCGGAGUCGUACAGAGGCCCUCGUAUCUCCUUCCCGCUGAGCGUGACCGAUACCAAUGCCCUGCUUAGUGCCUUCAAAGAGGAGCAGACUCUCCAUGGAAAAUAUGUGCUGCAGUUGCUAUAUGAAACGAAGAAGUUCUUAAAACAGAUGCCGAAUGUCAUAUACCUGUCGACGUCCUAUGCAAAAGAAAUUACUAUCUGUGGCGAUCUUCAUGGUAGACUGGAUGACUUACUGCUUAUAUUUUACAAGAAUGGUCUGCCGUCUGCGGAGAAUCCCUACAUAUUCAAUGGAGAUUUUGUGGAUCGAGGAAAGAAAUCUAUAGAGAUAAUCAUCAUCCUGUUUGCCUUCCUGCUGCUCUACCCAGACCACAUGCAUCUGAACAGAGGAAACCAUGAGGACCACAUCAUGAACCUCAGAUAUGGAUUUACAAGAGAAGUCAUGCAGAAGUACAAGACACAUGGCAGGGAAAUCCUACAGCUUCUACAGGAUGUAUUCAGCUUACUUCCUCUGGCAACUGUCAUCGAUAGCAAAGUCCUCAUAGUUCACGGUGGCAUAUCAGAUAAGACUGAUCUGGACUUUCUGAGCACUGUUGAAAGACAUAAAGUGAAAUCUGCUCUUAGGCUGCCCAAACGUAGCAUGGAUCAUCUCAACGUUCGCUCCUGCAGUCGCAGUAGCAGCAGACAAAGCAGCAGGUCCAGGCUGGGCAGCCCCUCAUCCAAUGGCCGAAGCAGUCGCACCUCCCGCAAGACGAAGAAGCAUUUCACCAAACAGGGAAGCUGCUCCUCAUCUUCAUCAUCGUCUUCUUCCUCUUCAUCAUCAAUAAAUAUUCCUCGCAGACUUCCACCAUCUCCCAGUCUACUGAGUCCAUCAGAUGUGCUUCAGGUGCCUUUCCUGGACUCAUUUGUGUCUCUUGAACCACCAGAGCCACCCAGAGAGGAGCUGGAAUGGAAACAAAUUGUGGACAUCCUCUGGAGUGACCCUAAAAAUCAAAAUGGCUGUUUUCCAAACUCCUUCCGUGGCGGAGGCUGUUACUUCGGACCAGACGUGACUCAAACCCUUCUGCAGAAACACGGCCUCUGUCUGCUCAUCAGAUCACAUGAGUGUAAACAAGAGGGCUAUGAGCUCUGCCACAAUGGACAGGUUAUCACAAUUUUUUCUGCAUCUAACUACUACGAAGAAGGCAGUAACCGUGGGGCGUACAUUAAACUGGGCCCUGAACUGGUCCCUCGUUUCUUCCAGUAUCAAGUGAGCCGCAGCACCAGAAAACUCACCCUACAUCAGAGGGUUUGUGCAGCUGAGGGAUCAGCACUUAGAGCUCUGAAAGAGAAGCUCUACGCUCACCGCUCAGAGCUAAUGGCUGCUUUUCAACAGUAUGACAUAGACAACACAGGCCGCAUCUCUGUUAGUGAAUGGGCCCUGGUGGUUGAGUCCAUUCUGCGGAUGGAUCUGCCGUGGAGAACCCUACGCCCCCGUCUGGCCCGUCUUGGGCCGGAUGGUGAUGUGGAGUAUGAAUCCUGCUUUGAGGACAUCAGCCCUGGAGAACCCAUCCCUCCGGUGACUCCAAAUUUGGCUGAAACUCUUUAUAGGUAUAGAACUGAUCUGGAGAUCAUAUUCAACAUCAUCGAUAAGGACCAUUCAGGUAAGAUCUCCAUCGAGGAGUUCCGUCAAACCUGGAAGCUCUUCAGUUCUCAUUUGGGAGUGGCUGUGAAUGACAAGACGAUAGACGACAUGGCUAGAAGCAUCGACUUCAACAAAGACGGCAGUAUUGACUUUAAUGAGUUCCUGGAGGCUUUCAGGGUUGUGCAUAAACUGGAUGUCAAAGAUCAACAGCAGGGUUAAUUCUGGACGAGCAGCCUACAAGACAGAUUUACAAAUCAUCAUCGUUAUUUUUUUAUGAUAAAGUCUUAUGGGCACGAUAAGCAGUUACUCAUUGCAUGAUUUUCCAGGAUUUCCAUUUUUCGUAAAGACUCUCUCUAGUGUCAGUAUGCCUGAUCUUUAUCAUACUCUGGGUUUCGACAGCUUCUUUUAUACACUUAUACUUGCUCGAUAAUGCGGAGUGGUUUGCUGCGGUUUGUGUUUUUGAUCCAGCUCUGGACAGUAACUCCAGGCUUCGCCGAUAAAGGCUGCAGUGGUUUUGGGAACUUGGAAAAUGGACAGAUGUUUUUCCGGUAUGGAGGACUGUAUGUUACCUUCACCUGUAAUCCUGGGUUCCGGAUACAUGGUUAUCGUACUAGCAGCUGUGUGUCUGUACAAUGGGCCAGAAACCCACCGCUGUGUGUGGCAUCGGGUUGUCCCAGCCCUGGUACUCUUCUGCAUGGCAGUACUGUGGUCUCUCAAGAUGGAUCUCUGUCCUUUUUUCGCUGUGAUUCUGGAUUCAGUUUGUUCGGAUCCGCAUUGCUCUACUGCAAAGGAAAAAUCUGGAAUGGCACUAAACCUGUCUGCCAUGCGGCUGAUAUCAUGAGGGUUCAUCUGACACAGGAGGCAUUUGGCUUGGAUGUCAACUUGCAGAGCCAUUUUAACACACUCGAGGUCAGAGCUCCCAAAGCUUUUCAUAAAUCAGCAGUGCAUGGGUUCCCUCACAUCAAACCUGACUUUCAAGGACACAAACAGGAAAAUAAUAAGACACUGGAGAUCAAGCCAUUGAAGAAACUGUGGGCCGACAAAACGCAACGUAAGGGAGCGGCGGCUGACGUUCUUCAGGAACCAAUCAACAAUUUGGAGAAUGUUUAAGGAUCCAUUUAGGAACACAGAUCUUCAGGAACCGCUGCUAGUGGACUCUUCCAAUGUCACCACAAUCUCAUCCUCUCAUCCUAGCGCUUCUUUUCAAGUGUCUAGCUUUACUACUCCACUGACAGAUACUCAACAAGUCAGAGGGUCUACUGCAAAGAUCAUAGAUCACACAUCAUACAAAGGAAACAAGAAAGAUCUUCAGUCUAUUUCUGUUACAGACAAACCAUCUCAAAGUCCUCAAGUCACUACAGCUUCAAUGUAUUUUGCAUUUGAUUCUCAUCAGACAUCAAACAUCAUCCCACCGGACCCAAAUGUCACCCCUACAGAUAAAAUCCAAUCAGUGUCUUUUCUAUCAAAAGCUUCAUUUGAAGCAACCACUAUAAGUUCUCCAGCUUCUCCAACGACAAGCUCUUUUGGAUUUAUGGUACACUUCCUAGAGUCUACUACUCGCAGUACUGUUUCAUCUAACUGCAGUGAUAUCUGUGUGACAUCUUCACCAUCAAGGACCACUGAACUAACAUCACCCCGCACAGAGGUGUUGACAGUAGACACCAAGCUUACAUCUGCCGUACCCCAGAGAAAAGGUACAAAUUACACAAAUAAGGUCACAAAUGUUUUUUCUAGACAUGUUCUCUUAAGGCAGAUUCUAAGAAACACUACUUUAUCGACGAGAAUUGAUUAUCAACAAGAAAGUGAAAGAAGCGAUGGGAGUGAGCAUACACAUACACUCGAUUCUCCAGCAUGGAAAGAUCUUGGGAUUACAAGAUUGCCAACAAGGGAACAUCGUCCAUUGUGCCCUUACCCUCCUCUGGUCUCUCAUGGAACGAUUUACUUCCGGUCAAUAAAGAAUCCAGGCCCACGUCAAUAUAAGCAUUAUAUCCAGUAUGCCUGUUACCCUGGAUACACAUUGACCAGUGGGGACGUCUACAAUUACUGUCACCACAGUGGACAAUGGAGCGGCCGAACGCCUCUCUGUUUAGCAUUAACUCCUUGUUCCCUAAACAAUGGAGUUUGUUCUCAGAUCUGCCAUGACAUUGGUCAGAAUAGAGCUCAAUGCCUCUGUAAACCAGGAUUUCUGCUCUUGGAAGACCAGCACACCUGUAGAGAUUUCGACGAGUGUGUGGAGCAGUUACACCUGUGCCAGCAGGCCUGUGAAAACACCUUGGGCUCCUAUAGGUGCAGUUGUAAUCCAGGUUUCCAGCUCUCACCAGACAGAACAUCCUGUUUUAACAUUAAUAAAUGUGAGGAGAUGCAGUUGAACAGGUGUGAAUGGAAGUGUGUAAAUCUGCCGGGCACACACAGGUGUAUCUGUCCUCGAGGAUAUAAACUGCACCCUAAUGGCUACCAAUGUGAAGAUAUUAAUGAAGGUCAAUGGAAGAACGGCGGCUGUUCGCACCUCUGCAUCAACCACAGAGGCAGCUUCCAAUGCGCCUGUCCAGAAGCACAUCGAAUAUCUCCAUAUAAUCCGAAAAUCUGUCUGGUGGUGCAUGCAAUGACCAGCUCCUCAAAAUAAAGAGGAAAGAUAAUGAUGUAUUUAUCUUGUUUUGUAUAUUUAAAUAUACUAUAAACUAUACACUUAAUGUAACGGGAUACUGAAUUUUGUAUUUCUGCAUCAACAAAUGUAUGAAUAAGCACUGAUGUUUAAGAAAUCCUUUCUUACCUAAACAUGUCAAUUAUUUACUGAAUUUGGUGUGAUUAUAAAGUUUAAUGGCUGAACAAUGUUAGUACUUUGUAACAUUGUUUUAUAUUGAUUUAUCCGACUGUUCCUCUAAUCUAUAUGAUCUUUAUUUUACAUUGUCCAGUUUUAUUAGUUGAGUUUCAAUUGAGUACUGCGAUGCAUGAUUUUUUUAUAAAUUCAUAGUCUUAAAGAAAUUGCAUCACCUUGUUGAAAAUAACUAUUGUAGGUGAAGUGAACUGUUUAAGCACAUAUAAUAUGCAAACCACAUAUAGAACAUUGUACAAUGUAUUUUAUAAAACUACACAAUAAAACUGCAGUAAAAUA